AUGUAUGACCUGCUUAAUAGAUUUGUAGAGCGUGUUAGAGAGGCUAAUGUGGUUCAAGUUGUGACAGAUAAUGCUAGCAAUUGUGUGCUUGCAGGGAAGUUGUUAGAAACAAAGUGCCCUCAUUUGUAUUGGACUCCUUGUGCUGCUCAUUGCCUAGAUUUGAUGCUAGAAGAUAUUGGAAAAAUUCUCAAAAUUCAUAACACAAUUAAAAGGGCAGUGACAUUGAAUGGAUAUAUUUACAUUCGUUCGAGUGUGGUGAACAUGUUGCAGCAUUUUACUGGUGAAAGAGAGCUAAUUAGGCCAGCUGUCAUAAGAUUUGCAACUGCUUUUCUCACCCUUCAACGUAUACAUAAGCACAAGGCGAAUUUGAGAAAGAUGUUUACCUUAGAGGAAUGGACCAAAAGUAAGUGGGCAAAAAAACUGUCUGGUAAAAAAGUAUACAGUAUUGUCAUGAUGCCUACUUUUUGGGCUAAUAUUGUUUAUAUCUUAAAGAUAUUUGGUCCAUUAGUUCGUGUGCUUAGAUUAGUUGAUGGUGAGAAAAUGCCUGCAAUGGGAUAUAUAUAUGAGGCGAUGAAUAGGGCUAAAGAAGCAAUUGCAAAGUCAUUUGAUGAAAAUGAAGAAAAAUACAGGACAAUUUUUGAGAUUAUUGAUAAACGAUGGGAAAGCCAACUCCAUCGACCUUUGCACGCGGUUGGAUAUUAUUUGAAUCCUGAAUUUUUUUAUUCAAAUGAGAAAAUUAAUGAAGAUGUUGAUGUUGUUACCGGUUUAUACCAAGUUGUAGCAAGGUUGAUUCCAAGCAAAGAAGAGCAAGACAAAAUAAUGGCACAAUUGCCUUUUUAUCAAAAUGCGGAAGGUAUCUCUGGGAUGGAUAUGGCAAUUAGGAAUCGAAAGAAGUGGCUAACUUAUGGAGCAACAACUCCAAAUUUGAGAAAUUUUGCUGUUAAAGUGCUUAGCCUCACUUGUAGUGCAUCUGGUUGUGAGCGUAAUUGGAGCAUUUUUGAGCAUAUUCACAGUCCCCCCAUCUCAUUGAAAGACAUUGAUGAUAGUAAUGAAUGGUUGAUGGGUCAAAUGGAGAAAGAGAUAGAUAGAGAUGAACUUAUUUUUGAAGAUGAUGAUUUGACAUGGAAUGUGGUUGCUGCAGCUACUGGAGCUGAAGAGAAUGCCUACAACACUAGAUUAAGCAAAGGGAAAAAUGUUGCAUCUACAUCACAGCAAAAAAGAAAAGCAUCAUCCACUCGUACUUCUUCACUUCUUGAAGACGAGGAAGAAAAUGAUGAUGAUGAAGAUGUUGAUUUGGAAGAUGAGUAUGAGGAGGAUAAUGAAGAUGAUGAAGAAGAUGAUGAGGAUUUUGAUAUUUCUGUUGAUGUGGAUUGA
This is a messenger RNA of Hevea brasiliensis (rubber tree), 1374 nucleotides long. RefSeq lists its product as uncharacterized. The record is from RefSeq and is a predicted model, not a curated record. The transcript has 5 exons. Lineage: Eukaryota; Viridiplantae; Streptophyta; Magnoliopsida; Malpighiales; Euphorbiaceae. Bases 1 to 1374 code for a protein of 457 amino acids.